Messenger RNA from Alternaria rosae, 1319 nucleotides. RefSeq names its product methyltransferase LaeA. The record is from RefSeq and is a predicted model, not a curated record. Gene Ontology annotation, molecular function: methyltransferase activity. The transcript is spliced from 7 exons. NCBI's taxonomy places the organism in Eukaryota, Fungi, Ascomycota, Dothideomycetes, Pleosporales, Pleosporaceae. The coding region runs from base 204 to 1136 and encodes 310 amino acids.
CUGAGAUCGCCUUGCUGGACUGUAGCAUUAUACCCACCGCUGACCGCACUCGACGCCGUCCACGUCCCAGACUCCAGCGCGCCCUGCUUCCGCGUCACCGUCCCAUGAUCAGCGCAUACGACGACUUGGCCUAAGUACCGCCCGCGCUCGACGUUAGCCGUCCCUGCCAGACCGCCCUCGCCGCUGAUACUCUGCUCGCUCCAAUGGUCACGAUGGCUUCGAAUGGAUUGCCCGUGCCCGCCCAAAACAGCAACUACAUGGAAAACGGCCGCUGGUAUCAUGGCUUCCGGAGAGGCCUCUACAUGUACCCCUGCGACGAGCCCGAGAAAGACCGCAUGGACAUUUACCACCAGUUCUUCGCUGUCGCACGGAGAGGGCAGCUGCACCAGGCGCCGGUGCCCACGCAGCCAAACGUGCAGCCCCGCAUCCUCGACGUAGGCUGUGGGACGGGCAUCUGGGCAAUUGACAUGGCCGACAAAUACCUAAACGCCGAGGUCCUAGGUUUAGAUCUCGUCAAUAUUCAGCCUGAGAAAAUCCCCCCGAACCUGCGAUUCCGAGUACCACGCGACUACGAGAGCCCAUGGACGCUGGGCGAAGAUUCCUGGGACCUGAUCCACCUGCGCAUGGCGUGCGGCAGCGUGACGAGCUGGCCCGAACUCUACCAGAAGAUUUACUCACAUCUCAAGCCCGGCACCGGCUGGAUAGAGCACAUUGAAAUCGACAUGGAGCCGCGCUGCGACGACUACACGCUGCCCCAGGACAGCAUGCUCACCAAGUGGUACGGCUGGCUAGCUGACGCCACGCACCGAGUUUCGCGCCCAAUCGCCUACGAACACCGCACCCGCCAGCUGUUGCAGGCCGCUGGCUUCAUCGACAUCCAGGAGACGGUCAUCCGCGUCCCCUACAACACAUGGCCCAAUGACCCGCACCAAAAGGACAUUGGGAGGUGGUACAACCUGGGCUUGACCGAGGGUCUGGAGGCGCUAACCUUUGCACCUCUCACAAGGGUCUAUCAGUGGGACCUCAACGCGCAUGUCAGGCCAGUGCUCGAGAGUGUUCGCAGGGAAAUCUGCAACCGCAAAAUCCAUGCGUACAACAACAUCCACAUCUGGACUGCCCGCCGUCCCCAGCAGUAGCAUCUCGCACCACCCUUGUACAACUCUGUUCAUGGAUAGUUUGCCUGCCCGCUACACAGGUAGCCCCUGCCAGGCACCCACCUAGCCCGGACUGGCUUUCUCCUGGCGCUCUAUCGAGCGCAUCAACGCGACGGCCUCGUUACACCUGGACUCUAGAGAUGCUUCCAGGAUGUUGUGCAUUCC